AUGGAAACGCAGCGGGGCCCGGCGGGGGCGGAACCAGGAGUCAAGGAGCCGCAGCUGCCCAGCCAACUACUGCCCGAGCUGUACGGCUUCGUGGCUCGGGUGCUGCUCUACCUGGCUCCCGUCUACCUGGCCGGCUACCUGGGGCUGAGCCUCAGCUGGCUGAUCCUCGGAGCCUUCCUGUGGAUGUGGUGGCGCAAGAACCGGCGCUGGAAGCACUCGCGCCUAGCUGCCGCCUUCGAGUUCUUGGACAAUGAACGACAAUUAAUCGGCAAGGAGCUCCGAGACCAGCAGCUGCCUGCCUGGAUCCACUUCCCCGAUGUGGAGCGGGUUGAAUGGGUCAACAAGAUCAUUACACAGAUCUGGCCCUACCUUGGCAUGAUCAUGGAGAAGAAACUUCGAGAAAAACUCCAGCCAAAGAUCAGAGAAAAGAGCAUCCAUCUGAAAACGUUCACUUUCACCAAGCUGUGCUUUGGACAAAAGUGCCCCAAGGUCAAUGGUGUCAAAGCCCACACCAGCCAGUGCAACCGAAGACGGAUCACCCUAGAUCUCCAGAUAUGCUAUAUAGGAGACUGCGAAAUCAGUGUGGAGUUACAAAAAAUGCCUGCUGGGGUGAAUGGUAUACAGUUACAGGGCACCCUUCGUGUGAUCCUUGAGCCUCUCCUUUUCGAUAAGCCAUUCGUGGGAGCUGUGACUGUGUUUUUCCUUCAAAAGCCUCACCUGCAGAUAAACUGGACGGGCCUAAUGAACCUCCUCGAUGCUCCAGGCAUCAAUGACGUGUCGGACAGCAUGUUUGAAGACCUCAUCGCUGCACACCUGGUGCUGCCAAACAGAGUGACGGUCCCUGUGAAGAAAGGGCUGAACGUAACCAACCUUCGGUUCCCGCUGCCCUGCGGAGUUAUCAGAGUUCACUUGGUGGAGGCUGAGAAACUAGAACGAAAAGAUGGUUUCCUGGGGUUGAAAGGCAAGUCAGAUCCAUAUGCCCUGGUGACUAUCGGCCUCCAAAAUUUCCGGAGCAAGACUGUGUACAGGAACUUGAACCCUACCUGGAAUGAAGUUUUUGAGUUUAUAGUUUAUGAAGUCCCGGGGCAGGACCUGGAAGUGGAUUUGUAUGAUGAAGAUACAGAUAAAGAUGACUUUCUGGGCAGCCUCCAAAUCAACCUUGGAGAUGUCAUGAAAAACAGUGUGGUGGAUGAGUGGUUUGUCUUGAACAACACCACAAGUGGCCGGCUGCACUUGAAGCUUGAGUGGCUUUCUCUGACCACCUACCAGGAAGUUAUGGCUGAGGAUCCCAGCGGCCUCUCAACUGCCAUCCUUGUUGUCUUCCUAGAAGGUGCCUGCAAUUUACCAAGAAAUCCUUUUGAGUAUAUGAAUGGUGAAUACAGAGCCAAGAAAUUGCCCAGGAGUGCCAGGAACAAGUUGGACAGAGACCCCUCUGCCUACGUCAGAAUGUGUGUGGGUCAGACAACUCAGACAAGUAAGACCUGUGCCAACAGCAAGGAUCCCGUUUGGAGCCAGGCCUUCACAUUCUUUGUUUACAGCGUGGCCACAGAACAGUUACAUCUGAAGGUGAUUGACGAUGACCAAGAAUGUGCCCUGGGCAUUCUGGAGCUUCCCUUGAGCCAGAUCCUCACUUACUCAGACAUGACCAUUGAGCAGAGAUUUCAGCUGGACUGUUCUGGCCUGGAUAGCCUCAUCUCCAUGAAGCUGGUACUUCGGUUUCUACAUGUGGAAGAUCGGGAACCAGGCACACCAUACACAGGCCCAGAGGUCCUGAAGAAAGGACCUGUGUUUAUCAAGAGAUCAGAAGUCAACCAGGAGCCAAAAGCUCCAUGCCAGGAACAUGAUUCCGCACUUCCACUUCAGUCCCAGACCUCUGGAACUUCUGACACCAAGCAAGCCAACAAAAAUACCUCAGCAAAGCUCCUUCCUCAGGAGGAGGGCCCAGAAUCCAAAGGCAAGGGCAGUGACAGCAGGCCCCGAGAACAAAUGGGGAACAAAAGCACAACGACCAUGUUCUUGACUGUCCCUGGCUCCCAUUCUCCAGGACCUAUCAAGUCACCUAGACCUAUGAAAGGCCCUGCCACCCCAUUCUCGUGGCCACAUAAAAAGAUGUCUCCCAGCCUGUCUUCACUCAACUCCAUGGCCUCCUCAUGCUUUGACAUGACGGGAAGCAGCCUAACCGUUGAUACUGAUGGGAACUGCCAGCCACUGGGAGAGAUUCAACUCACUGUCUAUUACAUGCCCCUUCGACAUAACCUCGUGGUUCUCAUUAAUAGCUGCAGGAAUUUAAGACCCUGUUGUAGCAGUGGAGUUGAUCCAUAUGUCAGAGUAUACCUGUUGCCCGAAAGGAAGUGGACAAGCCGGAAGAAGACAUCAGUAAAACGGAAAACCGUAAAUCCCCAGUAUGACGAAAAAUUUGAAUUUUGUGUUCCUGUGGAAGAAGUGAAGAAAAGAACUCUGGAUAUUGCAGUUAAACAUUGCAGGCCAUUUGGUUCACACAAAAGAAAAGAACUGGGCAAAGUAUUGAUUGACUUAUCAAAGGGAGAUCUAGUCAAGGGUUUUACACAAUGGUAUGAACUGACAGCAAAUGGCCAGCCAAGAAGUUGA
Messenger RNA from Trichosurus vulpecula (common brushtail), 2607 nucleotides. RefSeq names its product extended synaptotagmin 3 (gene ESYT3). Gene Ontology annotation, molecular function: lipid binding. The record is from RefSeq and is a predicted model, not a curated record. The transcript has 23 exons. Gene Ontology annotation, biological process: lipid transport. The coding region runs from base 1 to 2607 and encodes 868 amino acids. Lineage: Eukaryota; Metazoa; Chordata; Mammalia; Diprotodontia; Phalangeridae.